Molecule: messenger RNA, 3041 nt
Organism: Phalaenopsis equestris
Lineage: Eukaryota; Viridiplantae; Streptophyta; Magnoliopsida; Asparagales; Orchidaceae
Product: nuclear pore complex protein NUP96
Biological process (GO): nucleocytoplasmic transport
Cellular component (GO): nuclear pore
Molecular function (GO): structural constituent of nuclear pore
Source: RefSeq, a predicted model, not a curated record
UGCCGGAUACGGUCACCAACUUCUCUUCCCCCUCACCUGGUUUCGCCCAAAGGGCCGAAACGAAGCCUACCUCCAUCGCGGGAAACCUUUGCGCUACCGUCCAAUCGGAGCUAGUUGGGAACUCAACAACGGGCUCCGCUAAAACUCCCAUCUUUCUCCCCCUUUCCGCUCCGCUCCUACCGGAAACCAUUGUGGAAGUUUCAGAGCUUGUUUUUGUUAUGAAAAAGAAGGAAGAUUAAGAUGACGCACUUUGACUGUGAAUUUAAGGAUAGUGCUGUGCUAUUACUUCAUAGGCAGUGCAUCCUGGCUAGGGAAAGAAAAUAGAUGUCAGUUUCUUUGACUUUACAAUGCUUCCUCAGUGCAAGAAAAGAAGAAUGUAUAAUCGAGAUGCUCAGCCUUUCUUACCCAUUAUACUUUCUUCUGAGUAUUUUUUGGAGCCAUCAGUUGCUGAAUUGGCUUCCAGAGAGUAUAUUGAUCCUGGUUACUGCAGCAGAGUCCCAAAUUUUGUGAUUGGAAGAGUAGGUUUUGGCUCCAUUAAAUUUCUUGAUAAUACUGAUGUCAGAUGGUUGAACUUGGAGAAGAUUGUAAAGCUUGAUAGACAUUCCGUAACAGUGUACGAAAAUGAGAGCGAAAAACCGCCAAUUGGUGAAGGACUUAACAAAGCUGCUGAAGUAACACUAAUCCUUAAAUUGAACUUAGCUGAUUCAGAUGGUUUAGAAUAUACUAAAAUCACAGCCAAGUUGAGAAAAUGUGCAGAUAUACAGGGGGCCAAGUUUAUUUCAUUCAAUCAAUCGAGUGGGGAGUGGAAGUUUCUUGUUCACCAUUUUAGCAGAUUUGGAUUGGGACAGGAUGAGGAUGAUGACGAUGUGAUUAUGGAUGAUGUUUUGGUUCAACCUAUUGCUGAAGAUCAUGAAGGUCCUUCUUGUGAAAUUGUGCUAUCUCAUUCUCUUCCUGCUCAUCUCGGGCUUGAUCCUAGAAGGAUGCAUGAAUUGAGGAUGUUGAUGUUUGCAGAAGAGGAGGAUAAACGUAUUGACGGUUCAUUUCCAUCAGAUAAAAGAAAUUUUGGCCAGGAAAUCUUGAAAGAAGGUCGUAAUAGGAUUAGUUCUUCCCCUUUGAAGAAAUCACCAGUGCCAUUACUUGAGUACAAUAAAAGUAAUUCUGACUUAAGCCCAUCUAGAGGGAUUCUUAUGACAGGUCAGAACAAGGGAUUGCCACUCAGGGUAAAAAGGGCUGAAGGCUUCAGGCUAGAUGGAAAGCAUGCCACUCCUUUGUCUGGAGGAUUUUCUAGUAAUGUUGUUGAUGCUGCUCUGUUUAUGGGUAAAUCUUUCAGAGUUGGAUGGGGACCAAAUGGCAUACUUGUCCAUACUGGUACCCCAGUUGGGAAAACUGGAUCUGGAUUGUCUUCUAUUAUUCAUGUGGAAAAAAUUGCUAUAGACAAAACUGUGAGGGAUGAGCAGAAUAAAGUCAGCGAAGAACUAGUUGAUUUCUGCUUUUCUUUCCCAUUAAAAUUGCACAAAUCAUUGGACCACAAAACUAUGGAAAUCAAGGUUGGCUCUUCCUUGCUAAAACUUCAGAAAAUUAUAUCAAAUCGUUCAAUGCUUCCAGAUAUUUGCAGGGAAUAUAUUAGCAUCAUUGAAAAGCAAAUUGAAGUGCCUGGCUUGCCUGCAUCCACUCGUGUCCUUUUGAUGCAUCAAGUGACAGUAUGGGAACUCAUAAAAGUUUUGUUCUCAGAAAGGGAGACUAAUGAAAAUUUUAGAUCUUCCGUAGACGAUGUUGUUGAGGAAAUGGUGCUUGAUAAGAAGGAUGGAUCUCUUAAUAUUGAUCCUGAGGCAAACCCGUUACUACGUAGAGCUGAAUUCAGCUAUUGGUUGCGAGAUAGUGUUUGCCACCGCGUGCAAGAAGAUGUCAGCUGUUUGAAUGAUUCAAACUAUUUAGAAAACAUUCUUGUAUUUUUAACUGGAAGGCAGGUUGAUGCAGCAGUAGAACUUGCUGCUUCUGAAGGAGAUGUUGGCCUGGCUAUUUUGUUGAGCCAGACUGGUGGAUCAAUGGUUAAUAGGGCUGAUAUGGCUCAGCAAUUAGAUAUAUGGAAAGAUAAUGGAAUGGACUUUAGUUAUAUUGAGAAAGAGAGGUUGAAGUUAUAUGAAUUACUCGCUGGAAACAUUCAAGGUUCGCUGCAGGAUUGGUCUGUUGACUGGAAAAGGCACCUAGGAAUGGUUAUGUGGUAUCAGUUACCACCUGAUACUCAACUUCCUGUGAUUAUUAAUGCCUAUGAACAACUCCUCAGUAAAGGAAGAGCUCCUCACCCUGUUCCAGUUUAUAUCGAUGAGGGUCCUCUUAUUGAUGGAGUGGAGUGGAACGUUGGUGACCGUUAUGAUAUAUCAUAUUAUCUCAUGCUUCUUUAUGCCAAUGCAGAAAAGGCUUUUGGUCUUCUAAAAGUUAUGUUUAGUGCCUUCUCUUCCACAUUUGAUCCACUUGAUUGCCACAUGAUUUGGCAUCAGCGUGCCGUAUUAGAGUCAAUAGGUGCUUUCAGUUCGAAGGAUCUUCAAGUUGUUGAUAUAAGUUUUGUUUCACAGCUGCUAUGUUUAGGACUAUGUCAUUGGGCAAUUUAUGUUGUCAUCCAGAUGCCUUGUUGUGAAAAGUUCCCAUAUUUGCAGGCCAAUCUUAUCAAGGAAAUUUUAUUACAGUAUUGUGAGACCUGGAGUAUGAGUGAAGAACAACACAAGUUUAUUGUAGAGCUUGGUGUGCCAUCAACGUGGAUGCAUGAGGCUUUGGCAACUUACAAUGAAUAUUACAGGAAUCUUCCAGCUGCCCUUGAACACUAUCUAAAAUGUUCUAAGUGGGAAAAAGCUCAUUCGAUCUUCAUGACAGAAGUGGCCCAUUCAUUGUACCUCUCUUCCAAAGAUUCAGAGAUUUGGAGUACUGCAAGCAUCAUGGAGGAACAUAAACUAGAAAUUGCUGAUUGGGACAUAGGAGGUGGAAUUUUUAUCGAUUUUUACAUCCUAAGAAGUUCUUUACAAGAGGACACCACUCAGUCUGAACCA